Molecule: messenger RNA, 1383 nt
Organism: Cervus elaphus (red deer)
Lineage: Eukaryota; Metazoa; Chordata; Mammalia; Artiodactyla; Cervidae
Product: peroxisomal biogenesis factor 3-like
Exons: 1
Coding region: 124-1242 (372 amino acids)
Biological process (GO): protein import into peroxisome membrane
Cellular component (GO): peroxisomal membrane
Molecular function (GO): protein-macromolecule adaptor activity
Source: RefSeq, a predicted model, not a curated record
UGGAGAGCACCGAGCAGGACUCGGCUGUCCAGCCCGGUCGUCCGUGCCAGGCGACAAAAAAAGGGUUUCCUGGUGGACCAUCAUCCCUUCCCUCUAGACAGCCCGCACCCCGGGGGCCUGAAAAUGCUUAGAUCUACGUGGAAUUUUCUGAAACGUCACAAAAAGAAAUGCAUCUUCCUGGGCACGGUCCUCGGAGGAGUAUAUAUCCUGGGGAAAUAUGGACAGAAGAAAAUCAGAGAAAUACAAGAAAGGGAGGCUGCAGAAUACAUUGCCCAAGCAGGACGACAGUAUCAUUUUGAAAGUAACCAGAGGACUUGCAACAUGACAGUGCUGUCCAUGCUCCCAACACUGAGAGAGGCCUUGAUGCAGCAGCUCAACUCUGAGAGCCUUACAGCUCUGCUGAAAACCAGGCCUUCAAACAAGCUAGAAAUAUGGGAGGAUCUGAAGAUAAUAAGUUUCACAAGAAGUAUCGUAGCUGUAUACAGUACUUGCAUGCUGGUGGUUCUUUUGCGAGUCCAGUUAAACAUAAUCGGUGGAUAUAUUUAUUUGGAUAAUGCAGCAGUUGGCAAAAAUGGCACCACAGUUCUUGCCCCCCCAGAUGUCCAACAGCAGUAUUUAUCAAGUAUUCAGCACCUCCUUGGAGAUGGCCUGACAGAAUUGAUCACUGUCAUUAAACAGGCUGUGCAAAAGAUUUUAGGAAGUGUUUCUCUUAAACAUUCUUUGUCCCUUUUGGACUUGGAGCAAAAACUAAAAGAAAUCAGAGAUCUCGUUGAGCAGCAUAAAUCUUCUUGGAUUAAUAACGAUGGAUCCAAAUCUUUAUUAUGCCAUUAUAUGAUGCCAGAUGAAGAAACUCCAUUAGCAGUUCAGGCCUGCGGACUUUCUCCUAGAGAUGUUACCACUAUUAAAUUACUCAAUGAAACUAGAGACAUGUUGGAAAGUCCAGAUUUUAGUACAGUUUUGAAUACCUGUCUAAACCGAGGGUUCAGCAGACUGCUAGACAACAUGGCGGAGUUCUUUCGACCUACUGAACAAGACCUGCAGCAUGGUAGCUCCAUGAACAGUCUUUCCAGUGUCAGCCUGCCUUUAGCUAAGAUAAUUCCCAUAAUAAAUGGACAGAUCCAUUCAGUUUGCAGUGAAACGCCUAGUCAUUUUGUUCAGGAUCUGUUAAUGAUGGAGCAAGUGAAAGACUUUGCUGCUAAUGUGUACGAGGCUUUUAGUACUCCUCAACAACUGGAGAAAUGAUUGGUUUUUUCCUUCAAGAACAGCUACAAUGGGAUUCAGUUACUUUUUUAAAAAAAUGCACUGAAUAAAUCAACUAUAUAUAGGGUAAUGAUUUGUUACCAUAAUGUCUAAUAAAAAUAUAUUCUUAAUCAAAGUCUUCAU